This is a messenger RNA of Poecilia reticulata (guppy), 4945 nucleotides long. It is a transcript of the gene fxr2, whose product is annotated as FMR1 autosomal homolog 2. Gene Ontology annotation, biological process: positive regulation of long-term neuronal synaptic plasticity; regulation of mRNA stability; positive regulation of translation. NCBI's taxonomy places the organism in Eukaryota, Metazoa, Chordata, Actinopteri, Cyprinodontiformes, Poeciliidae. The record is from RefSeq and is a predicted model, not a curated record. Gene Ontology annotation, molecular function: mRNA 3'-UTR binding; translation regulator activity. Gene Ontology annotation, cellular component: cytoplasmic stress granule; nucleus; neuron projection.
UCUAUCAGCGUGUGUUUGAGGGGUCGGGCGGCUGGUGAGGAAUAGUAGCCGGGCGGUUGCACAUUUCAGACGGAAUUUGAGAAAGACACACCGCCGAAAAAUUGCACCAGAGGCUGAAGAAACCACCCCCGGUGACGACUUCUGUGAAAUAUCUCAAUGCAGCGUCUGCGCCACACGUCCAACUAACAGAACGCAAACCGGCUACCAGACACUAGCCAAGCUAGCUUCAUCCCUGAAAACUGACGGCGUCUGGCUUGUGAUAGCUAGCCUCCCAGCUAAUUAUCCAGCAGCUAACAUCAUUUAGCGUGCUUCUUCUCGCGCAAGUCGAAACUACAGCAGCCGCUCGCGUUGGAGCCGUUUAGCUCGCGAGCUCUGAAUCUCACAUUUGGACAAAAACAAAUAACGGUCCCCCCUCCGCACACUCCUUCCUAAACUAAACUGCCUGCCAGGGGGGACAGCAUCUGCGUUGCCUUGCUUGUUGUGACACCCAUCACACCCAUCUCCCCCAACCCCUUCACCUCUGCCCCCUCCACCUUUUUUUUUUCUCCUCCUCCACCCGAAACACUGGAAAUCCAGAGGCUGCCGGAGAGCGGCGAAGGGCCGGUGAAGCUGGGGGUGGGAACGGCUCCGGACUCGCAGGGAGUCGCAACGGUUACGGACGCCAAGCACAGCCGUGGGGAUCUAUCGAAAAGCAUGGACGGGCUGGCCGUGGAGGUUCGCGGCUCGAACGGGGCCUUCUACAAGGGUUUUAUCAAAGAUGUCCAUGAAGACUCACUCACUAUUGUAUUUGAAAACAACUGGCAGCCUGAGAGACAGCUGCCGUUCAGUGACGUGCGGCUGCCUCCUCCAGCCGACUACCAGAAAGACAUCGGCGAAGGCGAGGAGGUGGAGGUCUACUCCAGGGCCAACGAACAGGAGCCGUGCGGGUGGUGGUUAGCACGGGUCAGGAUGAUGAAGGGGGAGUUUUACGUAAUUGAAUACGCAGCUUGCGAUGCCACAUACAACGAGAUUGUCACAUCGGAGCGCAUCAGGCCUCUGAACCCCAACAGUCCCGCCUCUCGAAACACUUUCCACAAGAUCACCAUCCCUGUCCCGGAAGACCUGAGGGACAUAUGUGCAAGCGAUGACAUUCACAAAGACUUCAGAAAAGCUAUCGGAGCUAACUGCAUCUUCUACAGCGCUCAAACACAUGAGCUCAUUGUCCUGUCUACAAACGACACAACGGUAAAGCGUGCAACACUCCUGAGUGACAUGCAUUUCCGCAGCAUCCGCACCAAGCUCAUCCUAAUGUCCCGCAACGAAGAAGCCACCAAACAUUUGGAGACCAGUAAGCAGCUAGCAGCAGCGUACCAGGAAGAGGUCAGAGUCAGAGAGGACCUGAUGGGCCUCGCCAUCGGCUCCCACGGUGCCAACAUCCAGCAGGCCAGGAAGGUGCCUGGAGUGACGGCCAUCGAGCUGGAGGAGGAGAGCUGUACCUUCAGGAUCUACGGAGAGACUCCUGAGGCUGUGAAGCAGGCGAGAGAAUAUCUGGAGUUCAAAGAAGACUACUUCCAGGUUCCCCGGAACCUUGUAGGCAAAGUCAUCGGAAAGAAUGGCAAAGUCAUCCAGGAGAUAGUGGACAAGUCGGGCGUGGUCCGCGUCCGGAUCGAGGGAGACAACGACAAAAAGCUUCCCCGGGAGGAGGUAGGCAGGCAGGGGGCUGGCAGAGACGACACUGCCAGCAGCAAAGAGGGCAUGGUUCCCUUUGUGUUUGUUGGAACUAAGGAAAACAUCAGCAAUGCUCAGGCCUUGUUGGAGUACCAUGUGUCCUACCUGCAGGAGGUGGAGCAGCUGCGCCUCGAGCGCCUCCAGAUUGACGAGCAGCUCCGUCAGAUCGGAGUGGGAUACCGCGCGGCCCCCAGCCGGCCCGCUGGCCCCGCAGGGCCCGGUGGCGACCGGGAGAAAGGUUACAUGACGGACGAGAGCAGCAACUCUCUACACGCCUCGCGUACGUACGGCGGGCGUGGCCGAGGACGAAGAGCCUCCAACACCCAGUACUCUGGAUACGGCACAAACUCCGAACUGUCAAAUGCUUCCGAGUCGGAGGACGUCAACGACCGCGAACUGAGGCCCCGUGGCAUCGGUGGGGACGAGAGAGGCUCCAGGCGGGGAGGCAGGGGCCGAGGUGCAAACUCAGGACGGGGGCGCGGUGGCCCUGCAGCCAAGCCCUCCAACUCAAUUAGCUCAGUUCUGAGGGAUCCAGACAGCAACCCGUACGCUCUGCUGGAGGGAGAGGGCGAGCUCGCAGACGCCGACCUCAGUGAGGGCAUGGCAGGGGACCGCCACAGACGCUCCCGCCGGCGCCGUAACGACCAGGAGCCCAGCGUGAUGGACGCCGCCACAGAGUCGGACAAUCAGGCUGGCCCCAGUGAGAACGGACUAGACGAAGAAGCUCGACCUCAGCGUCGCAACCGAAGCCGCCGGCGCCGUAACCGUGGCAGCCGGCCAGAGGGAGGGUCGGCCAGUCGUGACAGACAGCCGGGAGAAAGUGUGACCGUAGCCGACUACAUAUCCCGUCCUGAGUCUCAGAGCCGACAGAACCUGCCUCAGAAGGAGAACCACUCUGGACCUGAACCCAAGGAGAACGGAACCAGUGCAAAGAAGGAGGAGCGAACGCCCUCGAAGCGUUCUCCUAGCAAAGAGACACCGACUUUGGUCAACGGGGUCUCAUAAGGAGACGAGCCCCCACUCCCUCGCGAACCCAAGUCUCAAGCAAGACUCCAUGGCAAACUGUGUCCCUGCUUGCAUUAACUUAAACCUUAAGAGAUGAAAAUUACCUGACAAAAUACCUGAGUUCAUACUAUGAGAUGGAAAAAGUAUAAAAAACAAAAAAAACAAAAAAAAGAAAACCGACAAACGCAUCUACUUAAAACCACAAGUUAACGGUGUAUGCUAUCCUAUCUAUCAGUACUUAGUGCUUAUUUAAAAACUCAACUAGCUUGCCAAAAGAGAGCUGGUGCAUAUUUCUCAAGAUACUGAAAACACAAACAGGACAAGACUUUAUUAUUUUUUUUAACGGUUGACUUUCUUUGUGUCCUUUUUGUUUAAUGUUAAUUCUGUUCAUUGUUUAUCACUGGUUUGGACUGGGCCGUUGCUCUCUCCACCAAAAAAAAAAUCGGACGUGUCUCGGUGUUAACAGAACCAACGAGAGAUGUGAACCGCAGACGUGCGAGCAGACAGUCCUGUAGUUCAUGCGAAGCAGUGUUCACGCAGAGCAAAGAUGGACAGAUCGGAAUAUUGAUAGACAUUGUGCCUUGAAUUUGGAAAAAAGAAAUAAAAACUUAAGUUUUUCCAUAAAGUUUGGUUUUGUUUCCUGAGAAGACGUAACAAGAGGGGGAAGUUCUUUUAGUUUUAUUUUUUAUUUAAAAUUUGGUUUGAUGGAUGGAACAGAAGGGGAGUUAUCUAGAAUCAGAAAAUGACUGACCAGUGUAAAAGAGUGGGAAGGGGUAAACCAAGUCUGGUGCCAAAUACAAAAUCCUAACGGCGCUCGUCCUCAUUCCGUGUAUAAUGGGGGCGGGGGGCAGAGCGUGCAGACCCGUUAGUGCGCACGAGUGAAGUUAUUUGGCAACGAUAAAACUAAACCACGAGGGUUGACGUAACAAAGCAAAGUGCUGAGGGGAUGUUGUGAUCCCCCUCUUGCCUAUAGAUCUUUCGACGGUCCAGGGCUGAGUCCAGACAGGCACACUUGAACUGUAGAUUUAAAUUUACAAAGAAAACUACACAGUGCCUCUUUCUCUGUGUCAGAGGGGCGGCGGCAACUUCAGCCUCCGCUGAUUUCAACCACUGCAGUGGACGGCUCCGGAAGCACCGGGGGGGCUUCUAAUAGGAGGGCGUGGAGGGCCGAGAGACUGCAGACUGUGGGACUGGGAGGAGAGCCACAUGGCACACAGUUACACAUACACACACAGAGCACCAGGAGGCGCACAGAUCAAUGCGGUUUGUGGGAGAGAAAAAAAGAAGUAAGAUGUCUGUCCGUAGAGGGCAGUAGAGUUGGGUUGAAGGGACUGGAAACCUCAGUGGCUCUGCUCAUGUUGUUACUGUUGUCCUGGUUACAGCUCUCCGUUCUUACUUUUUUUGUUGCUAUUUCCACAUCUUUAGAAAAAUCUGAAAUAAAACAUUGAAGUGAAAUCAACCUCUCCUGUGGAAAUGAGCUCUGAUUUCUUUGUCUUGUGAGUUUGCAGUCUAUUUUUCUACCUUGCAUGGCAUUUAGUUACUGAGUGGUGCCUGUCCAGUGCAUGAGGAAAGGAUAUUAAUCCUUUUUUUUUUUUUUUUUUUUUUAAGUCAUUGUUUAACAAGCUAGAAUUGCUGCUAAUCUACCCACUGAAUGUCCAACUAAUGUAGAAACUCUGCCUUGGGAGGAGAACUUUGUGACUGAAUCAACUUUUUUCUUUUUUUACACCCUUGGGUCCAUCUUUGAUUCUUAUUCAGUAGAUGCUAGUCGGGGAAAGAACUCGUCCCUUUGCUCAUGACUCUCGCAAAGUAUUACACACCCAAGGGCAACAUUGUGCAUGUCAAGCAAGCAUCCUCAUGACCAAAGGUUUGGAGAGACACCUGACGGGGUAUGCAGUUGGUUGAUUUGAGACCACCUCUUCCCUCACUCCUCCAUGCUGCUGUUGUAGAUUUCUGCCCAACCAUUUUGUUUUUAGAGAAAGAAUGAGCAUUCAAGUGUUUGGACCUUGUUUCAGUUGCAUGUAUGAGUGGAUGUGUAUUUGCCUUACCUCAUUCUGUUGACUGCUGUAUUCUCCAAUGUAUCUGUAAUCCCCACGUUGUUUUGACAGAGUGCCUGCUGUGUGUGUGUGUGUGUGUGUGUUUGUGGAUGCUAGGUGUACUGUUGACUCCUCACUGUCAGAUUUGUCUCUGGUUUUCUCACUCAUGUUCUGAUGGCAAUAAAGGACUUUUCAUUGUU